This is a messenger RNA of Phyllostomus hastatus (greater spear-nosed bat), 827 nucleotides long. RefSeq names its product EF-hand calcium-binding domain-containing protein 3-like. The record is from RefSeq and is a predicted model, not a curated record. Gene Ontology annotation, molecular function: calcium ion binding. The transcript has 6 exons. The coding region runs from base 24 to 827 and encodes 267 amino acids. Lineage: Eukaryota; Metazoa; Chordata; Mammalia; Chiroptera; Phyllostomidae.
GAGAGCCAGCGGCUGCCGCGGCCAUGGGGACCGAGCAGGCUUCACGGAAGUCCAAGGAGUUCAAAGACCUGGCCGCGGCCCAUUUGAUAGGGUCAGGCUCACAUGCCGGGUCUCAGAGAAGCAGCUUUGCAGCCAGGAACCUGCCACCACUGACACCCCAGCAGCUGUCAGCGUUCCAGGAUAUCUUCGAGCUGUUCAGUUCCAGUCGGACGGGCAGCGUGGGCGUGCACAGCCUGCGAGCCGCCCUGCGUGCCGCCGGCAUCCACCUGAGCCCCUGGGAGAUACGCGAGGCCCUGCGGCAGGCAGACUUGGAUGGUGACGGAACUGUAGGCUUCGAAGACUUCCUGGGUGUCUUCACCAACAGCCACCGCCUCGCUCAGUACUUGGGCCAAGUGAAAGACAUCCAGGUCUGGGACCCCCAAGGCCUGCAGACCCUCUUCCUGGAGACGCUGUGCAAGCUGACGAGGCUGGGCUUUGUGCCCUACAAGUCAGUGCGGGAGGUGAUGAGCUAUUACUCCAAGAACCAGCAGGCCCUGCCGCUGACCCUCGGCUGCAGGGGCAGGUCGAGGGACCAAGGCUGCCCAGAGCGCAGCCACCGCGGCCUCAACUUCUAUUGCCAGGCCGAGCGGAUCAGCGGCCUUUCUCACGCCCAGCUGGCGAGCCUGCUGCACGGACUGCACAAAGCGGGUGCACCCCUUGGUGGGGCUGGGGGCACCCGCACGAGUGGGGACUCUCCCUCAGGCCCCAUUCUUAGGACUGGCCCCUCCUUUCUCUCUUACUGGCUUCCCCACCCCAGGUUCCUACAGCCCUUACUCUCAGAUACCUAA